Diachasmimorpha longicaudata is the source of this 5892-nucleotide messenger RNA. It is a transcript of the gene Fancd2, whose product is annotated as Fanconi anemia group D2 protein homolog. The coding region runs from base 313 to 4749 and encodes 1478 amino acids. NCBI's taxonomy places the organism in Eukaryota, Metazoa, Arthropoda, Insecta, Hymenoptera, Braconidae. The record is from RefSeq and is a predicted model, not a curated record. Gene Ontology annotation, biological process: mitotic intra-S DNA damage checkpoint signaling; homologous chromosome pairing at meiosis; interstrand cross-link repair. The transcript is spliced from 4 exons. Gene Ontology annotation, cellular component: condensed chromosome; nucleus. Gene Ontology annotation, molecular function: DNA polymerase binding.
GAGCCGCCACUUUAGUACAUCCUCUUUGAUCGAGGGAGACGAGAUAGAACAUGUUUAUUGUUAUUUAUUAUUUGAUAAACUUUUGGCCAGUUUUCGCGGUGUGUUCAUUGCAGGAUCGACAAAACGAUUCGUCAGAAAUGGAGUAAAAAAUAAAGUAAUGCAAUAUUUCAAGAAAUAAUAGUUGUUUUGGCAGGUGCUUGUUGCACUCUAUAUGAAAUGAGAUAAUAAAUAAUAACAAUCAGAACUGAAGGAUACUUCUACUAUUAAAAAUAAAUAUUUAAAAAACUACUAAAUCCCACGACUAUCACGAGGAUGGAUCGACGCAGACUCAAGCCGAACCGAGGCCUCCACCAGAGCCUUCUACCUCCCUCGACCUCGACCACCUCUGAGGCCCCAGAAUCGGUGGACAUGUUCAGUUCAUCCCAUCGAACAACCACAUCCUCGCAGAGACAGUCAAGUCUAGAGCUCCUCAGGAAGCGAACGCAGACUCCAACGUCUACUGACGAGAACUCUCCGACCAGCCAGAAGCGGCCGAGGCAGACGGGUGAAUCAAGUUUUCCCUCGAAGAUCCCGAAGCUAGAGAGGGAUGUGGAGAAACAUCAACUUGCCCAAGAUAUGGAGAGAGCGUCCCAAUUAGGCAGGUCCAGCUCCAGACGUGGGGGAAUCGCGUCCGAAGCCCGAAUGAAUCCGAAAGAGAUUCCCCAGGUGUCACAAGGAAGGGAGAAGCGAAGGGAAGUUCCCCAGGUGCCUGAGAGACGAGAAAAUCCGAGGGUAAGCUCUCAGGUGCCUUCCCAGCUGUCCAGCAGACGGGUCACUCCAUCAAAAUCCUUGAGACUCCAUGAGACAUUCUCCCAGAAACCCUCACCCUUGAAAAGUCGCGACCACAGGUCGUUCAAACGUCUGUCGCCUCCAGAGAGUGACAAAGAGAAUCAAAUGUCUAUUUCCAAGUCCCGAACCGCCAGGGCAAUUCUAUCAGACGAUUCAGAUGAGGAACUCCCCAUUCAACGAGAGAAAACACUUCUGGAGAAAUUUCUGGACAAGUCUGGGAUCAAGCCUUCCCUGGAGAGCGAGGAUCAGUACUCGAUAUCAGCGAACCCAGCUAGAGUCGUGAAGAAAAUUCAGGAGGUCCUCUCCAGUGGGGAAUUCACGAAGGCCGCCGUAAUUGAUGACUGGGAGAAGAGUUUAGAAGAUGUCGGUACCAUCAAGAAGUACCUCAACCCCACAGUGAUGGAGCAGGAGACACUGGCGUCCUUGAAUAAUGCAUCUCUAGCCAGGAUCCUUCUCCAAGUCCCUCUCAUCCAGACUGAGGUCCUCAGCUCUCUCUUACGACGCCUGAACGAGGAGGUACUCUGUGCGGAAUCUUUGGAAAACGUUCCCUGGGCAUUUACUCUCCUCUCCCAAUUGCGGUUCCUGGAGAUCGUGGCGGACGCUGACGCUAUGACAACCAGUUUCGAGGAACUGCUGGAGUCCUCUCCGGGAUGGUUCCAGCGAGAGCUCAUUGCCUUUCUCCCUGACAUCGUGACUGAUUCUCAUCAUCAGGGAAUUGCUGACAUACUCUGCAAACUCAUGGAGACUGACAGUGACCUCAAGGGGGUUAUCCUGGGAUGCAUUACCGGCCUGACACUGGGGAAGGAGUACCUCGAGGAGUUGAGAAAUAAAGUCUUGCUGAUUAUGCAGGAGAGCGCUGAAAUUUCCGAAAUUCCUUCAAUGGUGAAGUUCUGCCUUUACGAGUGUCCCAAUGUCGAGGUGUAUCAAAAGGUCCUCAGGGUCGUGAGGGACCUGGAGCUUCAGCCAAAUGAGAAUACGAAUGCUGAGGAGUACUUCACGAGUCAGAUGAUGGUUGUCAAUGCUCUCAAGAUGACGUUUAUCAUGACGAAGACAGCGGCUAAGGCAGCUCUGAACAUCGUCGCAGAAGUCUCCAACGAUAAACCGAAGGCCCUGGAGCUGGUUAUGGUGCUGGUGCUGUGCAGGGACACUUUGAAGAAGAAGUUCGCUGAGAAUGUCUUCAGGAAACACGUCAAGACUGGGUACUACAGGGCAAGUCUUCUGUCCUCUUUCUAUCGUGAUUACGAACAGGUCGCGAAGGACUUCCAGGUAACAGCCCUAAACCUCGCCAGUGGUCUCCUCAAGUCCGAAGAUCAGACCUUUGUGAACUUCGCCAGCGAAUGGUUUAGGUAUCAGUUUAUGGCGCAUAGCAAGGUCUACCUCCUGCAGACCGAGAUAAUCAAUAAAUUGAUACUGCUGAUGGGAAACAAUGAUCAUACUGCUAAGCACGCCCUCUCGGUUCUCUGCAAGAUGACAGAAAAUCCUGAUGAGAAGGAUCAGCUGCAGAGGCAUUGCAAUGAGCUGACAGUACUCAUGGAGAAGAUCGAUAAGUUCGAUUUGGAGGAGGUGGGGACCAUGAACGAUCUGCUCUACGCCCUCUGUGGAAGCUCCAAUAGUUCGGAGGCACUCAGGGACGACCUGUUCAUUCUCCUUCAGAAGCAGCUGUCGAAUACUGAUGCUAUGAUCAAGUGCAAGGGGGUCGUGGCUGCAGUGAUGGCGAUAAAGCAUUUGGUGAGGAAUCAGGAGGAUUUCGGUGUGGCUGGGGAGAUCCUGAAGAAGCUCGAGGUCAGCACGAGAGACUGUCCCCGGGGUAAAGCCCUGUUUUACGACAAAAUAGGACAGAUCAUAGCCAACGACAGAAGCAUAAAUCACGAUUUCGUCAAGGAACUGACCACUGCCUGCGAGGAUACACUCGUCAGCAAUUACAUGACCGAGAGAGAGACUUAUCGAGGAGAUCUGGUCCCCCGUUUUUGUUUGAAUACUACCCAGGAUGAUAGCUCUGAUCCUGACAUGUUCAUUCACUUUGGAGAUAGCAAGUACGCGGCGAUUGCUCCUUGUUUAUUCAGACUUGUGAGGAUUGGGUAUGUUCACAUCAGUGAAAAUCAUGAUCUAGACGAGGUGAGCGCUGUCCUGGGGACUGGCAUUAUGAUGCCCAAGGAUAUGGAUAUUCCUGACACAAGGACUCUGGAUCUAAUGUUCUACUGUAUCAACUGGUACAGGGAAUUGAUCAGUGCUUACAUCACUGAGGAGGGAUCGUUGAUGAAGAAGCAGGUUGUGCAGAGGCUGGAUGAUCUCAUGUUGCUGCAGGGGGAACUCAGCAGUUUACUACCUCUGGCCGAGCCCAGGUAUCAGCCACCUCCCUGCUACUUCCACAAGUUUCCACCCCCAGCGUUCAAUCGAAUGGAGAAAAAAGUAGGUAAAAAGGCUGGUAAGAAGAAGGAUUCUGAUAAGAAUACAACAGCUGCUGGGACCAUUCCUGAGUGGGAGUCUUGGGAGAAUGGCUCCCUCAUGACCAUCAAGAACCCCAUGUACUUCAGAAGACUCGAUGCCACUAUCGUCCACUUCCUGGACGCCGAGAUCAGCAGCGACUUGACUCCAAGACACGUUUGCUUCAUCGUCAAGGAAUUGUCCUCGAUGCUGGACGACGACAGCAUCGCCAAUCAGAACUUCAUCAAGCAACUCGUGGAGCUGCUUCCCAAGAUCAUGACGAAGCUGAAUCACUUGGUUAACGAAUUGAGGAAUGACGAUGAUAUCCAGCAGAAGCAGGCCGUCUGGCUCAUUCUUUCGUUACUCGGUAAAAUCUUCAACUGGAAGGGUUUCGACUCCGCCACACAUUGGGGACUCCUCAGGGCAGGGCUCAGGGUUCUCGCUGGACAGGCGGAUGAAGCUAACAGAAAUCUCAAGUACUCGAGGGAACUGGUGGCUGCGGCUUACGACUACUUUGAGACUCUGAUCGAUGUCGCCAGGCAAAUUCCUGUGGCUCAUGCUCUUGUCAACGUGUGCAAAACUUUGAUGAAACACUCGGAGACCUUCACUCGAGAGCAGAAGGACAGGCAAGCCAAGAUGGCUUAUACAUUUUUGUGCGUAGAGUGGGCUGAUGACAAACACCUGGGGAGCCUUUACAAAGCCGCUGUAAUUGGGCUGCUAAAGGACUGGAUGGAUCAUGAGCCGAAUGCUUUGAGAACGGUUUCUGAGACUCUUGAGUGGCUUCCAGAAGAGGUGGAAAAAAUGGAGAGAACCACUGAUAAACUAACAAAACUCCCAACGAUCAACCGGGGAAACUUCCAUUAUCUCUUCCAAAAGCUCCUGGAAGGGCUUUUCAAAGGGGCAAAGGUCUCAUUGGCAGAUGCCCAGGGGGAAGUGCAGAAACUCCAGGUCUGGAAGGCUGUUGGAAAGAAUGUCCAGGUGUUGGUGAAAGUCUGCAAGACCAUUCCCACUCGGGGGACUCUGCUUAGUUACCUCAGACUCAUGCCGAAUAUCCUGAAGAUGCUUCUCAACGUGGGAAUGCACACGCUGGAGCACAAUCUCAGGUAUCAACCUGAGGAGGUCACGGGCAUUCUCAAGAUGAUGCAGAUGGGUACGAGGUAUCUCAAUGCUGUCUGCUGUCACAGCACUGAGAGGAAGGAUAUGGCUCUGACCAAGCUCAUUCCAACGGCCAAGAUUAUUCUCGAGCAGUUGGUGUACAGUGUCAAGGGGAUGCUUGUUCUGAACAAUAGCUCCACUGCUUUCUGGAUGGGAAAUCUCGUGAAUAAGAAUUUGGAUGGACAAGAAAUUCUCUCUCAAAAUUCGACAACUUCUGAAGAGCCCACCAUUCCAGACAUCAGCGCUGAUAACAAUGUGUCGAGUGGAGAUGAGUCAGAGUCUGAUAUCCUUGAAGACGAUGAUGAUAUCAGUGAUACUAAAGAUGGGUCUAUUGAUAGCUAAUUUUCGACGUUUUGUAAAAUAUUUCUUUGGGUAUAAGUGGAGGGUACUCAGACGUCGAAAUUAGUAAUCUCUAGUUUGAGUUGACGGUUUAAGAUGUGAGGGGAUUAUCUUUCGAACACAAUUUAAAUUAACUUUCCUUAGGCCUGGAGCCUUUACAACUUACAAUUAAAAACAUAUGGAAAAAGCUAAACAGUCUUAAAGAGCAGAAAAAUAGAGGAACUUAUUAAUUAAUUAUUCGAUGUAUAUAAUACUUAAUCGAGAUCAAAAGCUCUCUUCACAAAUGUUUUUUUAUUUCGGCUGUUAAAAAUUAUUUUACAUAAAAUAUUUGACAUUUACAUAAAUAUUUGAGAUUAUAAAAUAUUUUUCAUUGCGGAACAUGGGAAACCCAUCGAGAUAAUGCUCGAUAGACCCCCCCCCCCAUUUCUUAAUUAAACAAUGUCAUUCGAGAGAUGUAAUAAAAUGCUGACGACUCCACGUUUUAUCCUCGUUCAUAGUCUCCUCGACAAAUGUGACUCUGUCUGAUGCGUCUACAAGUAUCACAGUGUGUGUUCUCGUACCAUAAUUACGCCCCUCUGACCGCACAAAUAUCGAGCAGAGAGCUUCGCUCUCUUCCUGGUGGAUCUCCUCCAUUACAUCGUCCGGUAAAUGCCUAAAUUUCGGGCAAAAUGGCCCAAUUAUUCCGUUGUAUGUCUUAUUUCAUUGUGUUUGGUCUACUCACUGCUCGUUCGACUUGAGGAACUGGAUGAGCUUCUCAAUGAGCACCUUCUCCUGAACAUCUUUGGAGUCGUCGAUGAUUUUCCUGAAUUGUUCCUUUCCAUGUAUCACUUUUUUGUAAGGCGUCUCCACUGAUGUGUUACCGAAACCCAGAAUUGUAUCGGUUACGGAGAGUUCCGGCCCUUUGCAGGUCCUGGAACUGCUUAAGAAGCUGACGUCAGCUGUUCUGGAAAAAAAUAAUUUACAUCCGAAAAGAGGAUGAAUUAUUAUUGUUAAAUGAUUUCUGACUCUGGAGAUCUUUAGAAAUAUAAUUAGCUGAGAGAGAGGUCUCUUCUUUUUGUAAUAUUUUGUAAUCAAUAAAAGAGACGAAUUGUUUUUGUACCGAAAGAACUAUUCGCCGAAAAAUAUAAAUCGUUAUCAGAAUCAGAA